This is a messenger RNA of Parasteatoda tepidariorum (common house spider), 5590 nucleotides long. RefSeq lists its product as uncharacterized. The record is from RefSeq and is a predicted model, not a curated record. Gene Ontology annotation, molecular function: transcription cis-regulatory region binding; protein binding. Gene Ontology annotation, biological process: positive regulation of transcription by RNA polymerase II. Gene Ontology annotation, cellular component: nucleus. NCBI's taxonomy places the organism in Eukaryota, Metazoa, Arthropoda, Arachnida, Araneae, Theridiidae.
CAAACUAAGAUGAACCCGCUCAAACGGAAAAAGGCAAAUGUUCGAAUGGUUAGUGACUCAUAUCUCGUGGAAAACAUAGAACGCCUGCUAUGCUAUAGCUCAUAUGUUUUCAAGUAGUUAGCAGGAUACAAACAUACAUGCCCUGAUGUGAUAGAAUGGAGCUGAUCCGCUCCGUUCAUGGAACUGAGGCGUAAUAAGAAGAUCCAGCGAUCUCUAUCACCAAGUCACUCCUCCUUAAUGCUCGCAUGUCAACAGGAGAAUAAGGAAGACGUCAGAAAUAUCCUAGACAGACAGCCUGGAGCUGCCCUACAGCGAGAUCGCACAGGAAAGAAUGCUCUUCAUUAUUGCGCCGAGAACAACAGCACAGAGUGUGCCAAUCUCAUCCACUCAUCAGCCCCAUCAUUGCUGAAUUCUGCUGACGAUGAAGGCUAUACUCCACUGCACUUGGCUGUCAUAAGCGGCAACAAGUGUUUGGUAAAAUAUUUAUUGGCACGAGGAGCAGAUUCAAGUGCAGUUGAUAGCGAAAAACAUUCUUGCGUACAUUGGGCAACAGUUAGUGGUGACUGGGAGUGUUUGGAUUUGCUGAUUAACGCUGGUGCAGACGCUUCAACCCCAGAUAUUCACGGAGCUUACCCAGUCCACUACGCUGCACAGAUGUGUGGACCAAACAGUGAGAUGGGCAAUGAUGUGCGAGUAGGAAUAGCUGUACUUCAGAAACUUCUAUCACGUGGUGUAGACGUUUCUGUAGUCGACAGAGAUGGUCGCCCUCCCCUUUUAUGGGCAGCGAGUGGAGAGACAAGAGCUAGUAAAACGUACUGUCCUUCAGGAAGCAGUGAUGCCAUUCUGGCCCUUGUGAAGUCUGGAGCCGAUGUCAAUGCCAUAGACAGAGACGGUUUGACAGCUCUUCACUGCGCGGCCAGUCGAGGUCACGUGGAUUGCCUAGAAACAAUAAUAACACUAUGUGGAGCCGAAGUCGAUAAGAUUGAUGACAGCGGUUGUUCCGCAUUGUUUUAUGCUGUCACUCUGGGACAUGCUGACUGCACAAAUCUUCUCCUGAAUUUUGGAUCAGAUGCAAACAAGCAAGAUCACAAAAAUAGGACACCUGCCCACUGUGGAGCUGCCAAAGGACAGUUAGAGACCCUAAAGAUACUCGCACACCACAAAGCGAACUUAUGGUUGAGGAACACCAAAGGUGAUAUGCCGCUUCACGAAGCUGUCCAAUCUGGUCGGAAAGAUCUCGUGGAAUGGCUGCUGCAACAACAUCAGGGCUCCGUUAACGUUUCAAAUGCAAAUGGGAGAACGCCACUGCAUAUCGCUGCCAUUACAAAUAACGUAGACAUGUGCAAAGUACUAAUGGACUACGGUGCUUUUGUCAAUCCCAUCAUGAGGAAUUCCAAAGGUCAGCAUUUGACACCUCUUGAUGCUGCAUUACACCGUGGUAAUCGAAGCUGUGCCAAAUAUUUAAAUCUUCAUGGAGCUUUACCUGCAAGUAAACUUUUAGAAAAACGAGAAUAUAAUAGAUUUACAGGAACUCAUUUGUCAGAAACUUUGGAAUUAAGUCCCAGCACAAAACGUCGUCUCCUUAGGGAUACUUCAGCACAAACGGAGACUCAAUUAAGAGAUGUGGACAUUCAAGCUCGUGUCGAAUCUAAAACAGUGUCUGCAAUGGCAGACCUCAGUAGAAGUAACAGCAUAACAGGAAUAAAAAUGUCAUCAUCCAGUGAAAGGUGCCAAGUCAUGGGGCGAUCGGGAAAACCAAUCAUUGCGAAAGUGUACCUCCACACAAAGAGGUCGAAGAUUCGAAGGGUAUCAAGAAAAUCCACCGGCUACAGAAGAGAAUGUCCUGGUGAAAAAGUCUCCAAUCGCGAUCGUAGGCCAUCAGAUGAUAAUUAUCACUUUUCUAGAAAUGGGGCUUCCAAUAAUCAUACUGAUGUAGAAACACCACGUCGGACGAGUUUAGAGAGAGACAUCCCCAGUCGCAAAGCAUCCCAGCCAGUGCUCUUUGAAGAAUCCUACCCAAUGCCUCAAGUAAUCGAAACUGAGGAACCCAAAGAACCAGUGUCUGAUCAAGAUAUUUACGUGAGGAAACCAUCAUAUCCUACUCUUUUCGAAGAGUCUUAUCCAAUGCCUCAGGUAUUAGAGACGGAAGAGUCUCAAGAUUCUCCAAUUGAGCAAGAGGCUCCUACUCGCAGAGUAUCACAGCCUGUGCUUUUCGAUGACUCCUAUCCGAUGCCUCAUGUCAUUGAGGCAGAGGAGCCUCAAGAGUCUCAGACUGAUCCAGAACCAGAACCUAAUGUUGUUGAACCACAAGAUCAGAGAGAAGAUGGCGAUGUAGAAGAAGGAAGAGAAAAGUCUCCAGAAGAAAGGGUUGAUGAGAAGGACAAGCAAUGUGAUUGCUAUUCCAACCACGAAGAAGAUGUAGAUACGUGUGACUGCGACUGUCAUAAUGGAGAUAAUCCACCACAGAUGCUCUCGGUAGAACAGGAGAGGCGACGCUCUUCUCUCAUGACCGCUGGGUUUGACAUGGAGAAUCAAUCCCCCCUCUCCAGCAUCCGAAGUUUGGAAUCAACAAUCAAAGAUUCCGGUUUUAGCGAUGACGUUGACAGAGGACAUCAGGCUUCUUCCUCAUCAGAUGAUGAUGACAGGGAACAUUAUUCUGACUCAGAGAGUAGGUCGGGCAGGACAAAGAAAAAACACAUUGCUCGUUAUAUAGUGAGUAGUGGUGCGGCUGAAACGUUUCGUCUUGAUGAAGAAGAUGAAGAGGAAGAAAUUGUGGUACCUAAACCCCGAUCAUCUAGUUUGCCCCAAUUAAAGAAGAGAGAAGAAGCAUUUGAUAGCUAUCCUCGUCUCUUAAAUAGGCCAACAGUAACGAAAGAAGUACAAAGAAGUUUGAAAAAAUAUCAGAUGGAACGGCGACUGUUUUAUGAACUUCAAGAAUUAAAAAGAAAGCAGAUAACCAGUUCUUUAAUGGAAGAGAAAGAAGUAGUUCAAAAAAUGUUGGACCGUUUCAGAGACCAUGUUCAGUCACCGUUUAUGACAGAUUUUCAAGGACCUCUGACGUUUUAUGCUUUUGAAAGAUAUCUCUAUGAGCAGCUAAGAAAAUUAUCAAUGGGAGGAAAAAUCCCAAAGCUGAAAAGUCAUAAAGACUUACCUGAACGGAUAUACAUGGCUCCAACAACUAAAAAAGAUACUGAUUCUAAUCAUGGACUAUGGAAUCGUGCUAUAUGCUUAUGUAGAAAGAAAAGAUGUUCACAUAAUGGACGGAAUUACGAUUCUGAUUAUUCAUUACAUCGUUCAGACAGCAUUCCACAAUUACCAGAGAUAAUUCAAAAGUCUGAACCAAACGUUGGAAAGCUCAAGGGUUCAAUCAAUCGGUCAAAAAGCUGGGAUAGAUUAGAAGAUAACCCAAGAAAGAAUUCAGUGUUCGCAACAUGCCCAGGAAAACUGGGCAGUGUUCGAACUUCCACUAGUCUGCCGAGCCUAUCAAAUCCUUUUCCCAGAAGAGUGCCAGCAGCCUUGUUAGCAGCUAUCAGUGAACGUUUGGGGCCCGAGGUCCAUCCAGACGACACCGUGGUGGUUGAGAUGUCAGCGGAAAACAUCAGUUCAAAAAUGAGGCAUGCUUUCACAGUUCAAGAAAUUCGAGAAGUAGUUUCAAGAUAUGAAGAGCAGGUGGGAAGGAAGGUGAAACCUAUUCCUUUAGAGACAGUGAUAGAUCCCGACGAUGACGAACCAAUAACAUUUGAGAUAAGGCAAGGAAAAGAAAGAAAUAUUUUCAAGCUACCAGCGACAAAAUUGAAAGACAACAAAAAAUGGCAAGUUACAUUUACCAUUGGAAAAUCUAGAAAAAUUUUUAAACCCCUUCAUGCCAAGUAGUUGGUAGCUAUGGUAGAUAUAGUUAAUAGAACCCCAUCCCUUGUCAUGCCAUUUUUUAUUAUGCACACUUAUUUACGAUUUGCUAUUCAUUCACUUGCAAUAAAAUCUUAGUUGAUGGUAGUCAAACAAUAAAUGUAAUAGAUUUUUAAGAAUUAAUGAAAAGGGAAAGAAAUUAAGCAAACCAUUGUUAUUUUACUAUGCUUUUAUGAAACUCAAUAAAUUCCUUAAAAGUAACAUCUAUAAAUUUAUAUUGUCAACAAUAUUUCAAUCAAUACAGAAAGGUAAAAAUAGCAUGAAAAUUUGAUUUAAACAGAAAAAAAGCUAUUAAAAUAAUUAACAAGGUAUGAGUGAUAAUCAUAGCUUACCCCUAAAAAAGGAGGGUACAGACUACAGAGGGUAUUAAAAGGAAGGUAAAGGGGAUAUUUAAAUAACACAAAUACAUUAAUAUGGCUCAAUAUCUCCAUGACUAGAAUAAUGUAUGAAUGUUUAUGUCAAGCCAUAUGUCUCUAGAGCAAGCCUCUUUUUGAUUUUAGACGGUGCAGAAUUGAAGCUAGAUAGAUCAGCAUGUAAACUUAAAAAACCUUUCUUAAAAUUAGCUUCUGCUCUUCCCACUUACAAAAGACUAUUUUUUAUCAAAAUUCUUUAGCUUUUUUCCAUUUAAAAUUCAUUUGGAUUAGCAUUGAUAAUGACUGUGCAAACUUUAAGCGGUGAUAAAACAUGAUGAACACUUUCCACUAUAAAAUAUGGGGAAAGGAAUGUUAUUAGAUAGAUUAUCAGCAAGAUUGCCAGUGAACUAAUAGGUAAAAGCACAAAAAACCAGAUAUAGUACACAGUAAAAUAUUUUUAAGAGCAACUUUUUUAAAAACAAAAGUACUAAAAAGCUGUCAAUUGACCAAUGGGAAAAAUCAAUUCUCUAAUAAUUCAUUUCAUAACAAAAGUUAUUAAGAAUUUUUCUUAAAGCUACAAUUUAUUAAAAUUUCAAUAGGGUUAAAAAAAAAUUCUGAAUGAAUAGUAAAUGUAGAUCACUAUUUUAAUUUUCGCAAAAAAUUAGUAAAGCAUCUUCAUUAACCAUUACUGUCAUUGUAAAUUAUCAUUAUUGUAUUUCCACUUUUGCAAAUAAUGUACAAAUAAAUCGAUUCAAAUCAACCAAUCAAUAAGUGUGCAUAAAAAUAGACGCAGUGCCAAUUUUGUAUCAAUAUGCUUUAUUUUUAAAUGAUAUGCCUUCAUAAAAUCUGUGUGCCAGCCACUACCUAUAUCUGUGUCAAUAGGUUCCUGCAUUAUUGCCUAUGGCCAGUAGGACGCUACUUCUUUUCUAUGAACCGGGAACCAGUACCAGUGGAAGAUAUUCGAUGGGAAGAAGUGCUACUUGGUCCGAGAGCUACACUCAUGCUGCCUCCAAAUUUCUGGAAUUGACAAUCUUUUUAAAUUGGUGUUGUGCAAUCAAACUUGUUUCAUGGAUUUUGCAUUCAUUGUAUAUACAACAUUAAAAACGGUAAUAAAAUAUUUGAAUAUAGAACACUCAAUGAAAUGUACAAUAAAAAGUCAGUGUAUUUAUCUAGAGAAUUAUCAAGCCACAAAAACUACAAUUCGUUAUCUUACACUUCAUCGUUCAAUAGUGUGGCUUAAAAUAUAUCGAAAGAACCAUGAAGGGUGUCCUAAAAUUCACAAUAAAUUUGGACUAUUUGUGCAAUAAAAUGUGAGCAACAAAAAGAAAAUA